Messenger RNA from Schistocerca cancellata (South American locust), 1057 nucleotides. Its product is annotated as tubulin polyglutamylase complex subunit 2. The coding region runs from base 5 to 1057 and encodes 350 amino acids. The record is from RefSeq and is a predicted model, not a curated record. The transcript has 6 exons. Gene Ontology annotation, biological process: protein polyglutamylation. NCBI's taxonomy places the organism in Eukaryota, Metazoa, Arthropoda, Insecta, Orthoptera, Acrididae.
UGCCAUGGCUUUCGUCGUCGACGUCGUCUCUGAAGACUCCUUCUAUGAGAACCUCACUCUGGGUCUCAUUCGCCUGCUGGAGUCGCGGCCCGGGGUGAAGGAUGUGUCGCUGGAGCGCCGGCUGCCGUGCGAGCGCGCGCUGCUGGGCGCCUGGGAGCAGCGACACUGCUGCGCCCUGCCGGCGGACCUCAGGCACUUCUACGCCUCUACCGACGGCUUCCUGCUCACCUGGAGCUACGAGUACGCAGGCGAGGUGCUGCCUCUGGGCUGGUUGGGCGUGAACGCACUGGCCGAGCUGCGCCGGCUGACGGGCGUGCGCUGCGCCGACGACUGUCCCCAGCUGCCUGAGCUCGACACCGCCGCCAGCGCCGCCACCGGCAGCGCCAAGGACCAGCAGCGCACCACGCCCUCCUUCACUGCGCGCUGCAAGGUGUUCGAGGUGAGCGGCGUGCGGGGCGGCGGAAAGGUGUGCCUCGUCUUCCCCGAGGGCCACAUCUGGCUGCUGGACCGCAGCUUCCAGUGGCACCACCUGGCCGACAGCUUCAGCGCCUACUUCCGCAUGAUGCUCGUGCACCAGGGCCUGCCGCAGUGGCAGCUGCGCUUCACCACCAUGGGGCUCACGCCCUGGGCCGAGCAAAUGAUGGUGCUGGUGGCGCCGCACCUGGUGCAGCAGGCGGCGUCGCCGGCGCCGGUGGACUGGAGCGAGGCGCCGCUGAACCACCUGGACCCCGCCGUGCUGAAGGCGCCCGCCCAGUCCGGCGCCGGCCGCGCCGCGGCCAGGGGAGGCAGCACGUGUGCGGGGGUGGAGGGCCUGCGGUUGGCCGGCGAGGCCAGCAGCGGCGGAGCGGUCAAGGCCGGCGCGCGCACGUGCAGCCCACGUGUCGGCAGUGGUCAGCGGUCGCGGGCCGUUCACACGGCGGCCAGCUAUGAUAUGCGCGGAACUUGCGCCACGCCGCCUCCCACUGCACUCAGGUGGCAGAUUCCCGUGUCAGAUCGGCUGAGAACAGGAACAGCCAACGUGACAUUCAAUAUUCGUCCAGAGAGACUCCCAAAAUAA